CCCACUCUAGGACGGAUCCAUGCCAUCCCGGACGCGCAUCCUCUCCAGCUCAUAUCUCUUUCUUUCCUUCAUAAUCCUCCAGACCGCCUAAAUAAUCCCCACCGUCAUAAGGUCCCCCCCGCAAUCCUCCUACAUUCCACGCAAUCUCAUACCACUCAACAACGAUGCAAGUCCAAAUCGUAAGCGACCUCCACCUCGAGCUCGAGCGCCCACGCAAAGGCGCAUACCAAUACGAGCUGCCCGUCAAAGCGCCGAACUUGGUGUUGAUGGGCAAUACGGGGUGCACUGUGGAUGAGAAGCUGUUCGUGUGGCUAAAGGCGCAGUUGACGAAGUUUAGGCUGAUAUUCUAUGUUUCGGGGAAUAAGGAGCAAUGGGGCUCAUCCGUCAUCGAAUCCACCGAACGUCUCCGCGCCUUCGCCCGCUACGUAAACCAAGACGACGCCUCCGGCACCUUCGUCUACCUCAACCGGAACCGUUACGACGUCGACCACACCCUCACCAUCCUCGGCUGCACGCUCUGGUCUCACCUCGACGCCUCCGAAAUCGAUACCCUCAUCUGGAAGAUCCAGGAUUUUAGGCGGAUAUCCGCGUUUAAUCCUGGUGCUUAUGCGGCGAUGCAUAUGCAGGACCUUACGUGGCUGAACAAUACAGUGAGCGAGAUUAAUAGGAUGGAGCCGCAUCGGCGCAUCGUCGUGUUUACACAUUAUGCGCCGACGGCACGGGGGACGAUCGAUCCGCGCGUCGCGGAGGGACAUACGAGUGCGAAGCUCGUCAGUGCGAGUGCGACGGAGUUGGGUGGGGAGGCGUGUUGGAGGAGCGGGAAGGUGAGGGUGUGGGGGUUUGGGCAUACGUGUUGGUGUGCGGAUUUUGAGAGCGAGGAGGGGGUUAGGUUGGUCGCGAAUCAGAGGGGGUAUGGGGAGAGGGAGUGUGCUGGGUUUGAGCCGGGGAAGGUUAUUGAGUUGCCGGCGGACGAUAAGGAGGGGAAUGCGAGGGAGAGGUAGGGAGGGUGUGAUUGUUCUCUUUUUUUUCUUUUGAUUACGGACGAUUAUUUUUACUGUACUUUUACGAUUCGACGCACAAAACACGCAUUUCGGUGAUCCGUUCUGAUGUUUCUGAACACUGAGCCUCCUUCGUCCCUGUAUCUUCGCCUUAGAGUCCAGCGUUACUGUAAGCUACCUACAUCGUCGAGCGCUCCUCCAUAUCGAAAGCAUACGUCAUCGCAUCUGCGGCGUCUCUCUGGACUCUGGUGCCGUUCUCUACAGUAUCAUUGUGUAUGGACGAACUAUGUAGGCCUCGAACGUUGAGCAUACAGAGGCUGCUAUACGCAUACAUAGUUCGAGGAGUAUCAAUAAUAUAAUUGC
This is a messenger RNA of Stereum hirsutum FP-91666 SS1, 1361 nucleotides long. RefSeq lists its product as uncharacterized. Bases 165 to 1001 code for a protein of 278 amino acids. NCBI's taxonomy places the organism in Eukaryota, Fungi, Basidiomycota, Agaricomycetes, Russulales, Stereaceae. The record is from RefSeq and is a predicted model, not a curated record. The transcript has 3 exons.